Molecule: messenger RNA, 4484 nt
Organism: Miniopterus natalensis
Lineage: Eukaryota; Metazoa; Chordata; Mammalia; Chiroptera; Miniopteridae
Source: RefSeq, a predicted model, not a curated record
CCUGGCUCUUUCAAGAUGGAGGGGAAACCUGUGGGAGAGCCGACUCAAGUGGUGUCUAAAUUCAAACUUUCCACCAAGGUAGAAAGCACAGGACACUGGCUGGAGGAAGAUCAUGCUCGAAUAUGGGAAGUUUUAAAGACAGAGGAGAGCUCGAUUCAGGACUGGGGUGAAGAGGUAGAGGAAGGAGCUGUUUACCAUGUCACCCUGAAAAGAGUCCAGAUUCAACAGGCUGCCAAUAAAGGAGCAAGGUGGCUAGGGGUGGAAGGGGACCAGCUCCCUCCUGGACAUACAGUCAGCCAGUAUGAGACUUGUAAGAUCAGGACCAUAAAAGCUGGCACCUUGGAGAAGUUGGUGGAGAAUCUGCUGACAGCUUUCGGGGACAAUGACUUCACCUAUAUCAGCAUCUUCCUGUCAACGUACAGAGGCUUUGCCUCCACUAAAGAAGUGUUGGAACUACUGCUGGACAGGUACGGCAACCUGACAAGCCCAAGCUAUGAAGAAGAUGGAAGCCAGAGCUCAUCGGAGUCCAGGAUGGUGAUCAGGAAUGCAAUCGCCUCUAUCCUGAGGGCCUGGCUUGACCAGUGUGCAGAGGACUUCCGAGAGCCCCCGCACUUCCCCUGCUUACAGAAACUGCUGGAUUAUCUGAAGCAGAUGAUGCCGGGCUCCGACCCUGAGAGAAGGGCACAAAACCUUCUCGAGCAGUUCCACAAGCAGGAAGCAGAAACUGACAAUGGGUUUGCCAGCACCGUCUCCUGCCGCCUGGAAGAAGAGGAGGAGCCGGAGGCCGGAGGGUCCGCAGAAUUCACAUGCUUCUCCGAGGACCUCGUGGCUGAGCAGCUGACCUACAUGGAUGCACAACUGUUCAAGAAAGUCGUGCCCCACCACUGCCUGGGCUGCAUUUGGUCCCAAAGGGAUAAAAAGGAAAACAAGCACUUGGCUCCUACGAUCCGCGCGACCAUCUCUCAAUUUAACACCCUCACCAAGUGUGUCGUCAGCACCAUCCUGGGGGGCAGAGAGCUCAAAACUCAGCAAAGAGCCAGAAUCAUCGAGAAGUGGAUUAACAUCGCUCACGAAUGUAGAAUCCUGAAGAAUUUUUCCUCCUUGAGGGCCAUCGUUUCGGCGCUGCAGUCCAAUUCCAUCUAUCGGUUAAAGAAGACAUGGGCCGCUGUCCCAAAAGAGCGAAUGCUGAUGUUUGAAGAGCUUUCAGACAUCUUCUCGGACCAUAAUAACCAUUUGACCAGCCGGGAACUACUGAUGAAGGAAGGAACCUCAAAAUUUGCAAACCUGGACAGCUGUGUAAAAGAAAACCAGAAGCGGACUCAGAGGCGGCUUCAGCUGCAGAAGGACAUGGGGGUGAUGCAGGGCACUGUGCCCUACCUGGGCACCUUCCUGACUGACCUGACCAUGCUUGACACCGCUCUUCAGGACUACAUCGAGGGUGGGCUGAUCAACUUUGAGAAAAGGAGACGGGAAUUUGAAGUGAUUGCCCAAAUAAAGCUCUUACAGUCUGCCUGCAACAGCUAUUGUAUGACCCCAGACCAGAAGUUCAUCCAGUGGUUCCAGAGGCAGCAGCUCCUGACAGAGGAGGAGAGCUACGCCCUCUCCUGUGAGAUCGAAGCGGCUCCUGACGCCAGCGCCACCUCGCCCAAGCCUCGGAAGAGCAUGGUGAAGAGGCUCAGCCUACUGUUUCUGGGGUCGGACCUCAUCACCAGUAGCACUCCCACCAAAGAGCAGCCCAAGUCUACUGCCAGUGGGAGCUCUGGCGAAAGCAUGGACUCUGUGAGUGUGUCCUCCUGCGAGUCAAACCACUCGGAGGCUGAGGAGGGCUCCAUCACUCCCAUGGACACACCGGAUGAGCCUCAGAAAAAGCUGUCCGAGUCGUCCUCCUCGUGCUCCUCCAUCCACUCCAUGGACACCAACUCCUCAGGGAUGUCGUCCUUCCUCAACCCCCUCUCCUCCCCUCCGUCCUGCAACAACAACCCCAAGAUCCACAAGCGCUCCGUCUCCGUGACCUCCAUCACCUCCACGGGGCUGCCGCCCGCGUACAACCAGCAGAGCGAGGACACCUGCAUCAUCCGCAUCAGCGUCGAGGACAACAACGGCAACAUGUACAAGAGCAUCGUGCUGACGAGCCAGGACAAGACACCCGCCGUGAUCCAGAGAGCGAUGCUGAAGCACAACCUGGACACGGACCCGGCCGAGGAGUACGAGCUGGUGCAGGUCAUCUCAGAGGACAAAGAACUCGUGAUCCCAGACUCUGCAAACGUCUUUUAUGCCAUGAACAGCCAAGUGAACUUUGACUUCAUUUUACGCAAAAAGAACUCCGCAGAAGACCCAGUGAAACUGCGCAGCCGGACAAGCUUGACCUUGCCCAGGACAGCUAAACGGGGCUGCUGGAGCAACAGACACAGCAAAAUCACCCUCUGAAGGGAGGGACCAGUGGCCCCUUGCUCGCCCAUGGCAGAGUGUGGCUGAGCACAGGCCGUGGUGAUUGCAGCUACCAUCCAGUGUUAGAGGAUCAUUGGUGAAGUCAACAGCUAUUUAUUAAGUUCCUGUCGUGUGCAAGGCACUGUGACAGGCUGUGGGGAGGUCACAGGUGAAUUUGACAUGGAAAGGAGGGACGAUUCACUGAUUCUCUUUGACCUAUUUGAGACUGAAAUGCAAAAUUAUCCACAUUUAUAAAUAUAUAUGACACAUAUUUGGUAUGUAUGUGUGUAUAUAAAAAUAUAUGAGGGACUUGGAGGAUAUUCUAGACUGUGGAAAAACAAAUUUGCACAAUGGCCUGGGAAGUUGAGGUCACUUUUUACAGGGAAAUAAAAGGAACUGAGAACCUAGUUUCCUACCUGCCAAGUAAGUGGAUCCAAUCCUAGGAAUACAGUGUCCUUGUGCCAGUAUUAGGAGAAGCCCAAACUGUUUUCUUAAAGGGAGAGGAUGACUUUCUCAACCAGGUGCCACCAAGAGGGGACAACUGCAGGGGCCAGAUGUGCCAUGGGCUCAAUGAGAGGCCGCUUUGGAAAGGGUUUGGAUGAGCCCAUGGCUUCCCUGGCCUCUGCCCCCAUGCCGGCCUCUGCUGCCCCAGGGAGGCAGGGAGCUGCGGAGGCCCAGCCAACCCACUGGUGCAGCCGGCAAGACACUCCUGGGAUCAACACAAGCCCGUUUGGAUUUCCAGCAGCCGCAUUGCGUUUGUUUCCCCCGAACUCACAUAUCUCAAUCAUUACUGCACAAGUAGCCAUGUUCUUUCCAAUUGCCUUUUGCAUGUAAAGCUCUGUGUCUGGAGUCCUUUGCCACCUGGAUUGUCGCACCUCUGUACUGUGUGCAAUUUGUUCCUCAGGUAUAGAGAGUUCUACUGCAUUUGACUCUUGUUUGGUCAUUUUGAGCCUGUGAAAGAUUCCUAAGCAGCAAUUGCUUCGCCAGCAGCCCCUCGGAAGGUGUCCCCGCUGACAGCUGUGUCCCGUUUUACGCAUUGACUUGCCUCAUUACUCUGCCUCCUCACGGGGAGAGAAUUGGGCUGUGUUUCCUAAAGCAUUUCUGCAGAGGUACAGUCUUCCAGAUGGAAUCAGUGACUUUUUUUUCAGGUCCCACACUUGCUAUCCCAGUGUCACUGUGAGUGAGAUUUUUUUUGUCUUCGGUAACACCAUCACCCUCUCCCUUCCAAAUCUAAGCUGUGCUGGGGUUUGAACUAAAAGCCAUAUGCAGGAUACUGACAUGUGUAAGAAGCACUUUCAGAAUGUUGUCCCUUUUAAGAAAAAAUUCUCAAAAUAACCAGUUUUCAUUCCAGAAAUAAAGAGAACGAAACCAGAUAUGAAGCGUAGAUUGUAACAUGGAGUUUUUCCUUCUAAUCCUGUAAGACGGCUCCCAAAGGUUAUGUGAGAUUUAUGUUGUAUAAAUGACGAUAUGAAAUCUGCAAGAAACACCAGGGGAAGUUUGCAGAUUUGGGGCAGUGGACCAAAGAACGAGCCAGGAAGGCUUCAGAGUCCUUCAGGUCUCCCCACGAGACCAGCCUGUGCGUCGUCAAGACCGACACGGUUCCAAGUAGUCGAAAAGCACUUCUGUCUGCUAGGCUUGUGCUGGGAGGAGAGAGGCCAGGGUGCUAGACAUCGUGGACACCGAGGCCUGGUCACAAAGGAAACAGAACCGCCGGGCUCGUUCUGAGCGCAGCUGCCAAGACACACGUGUGCCCAUGUGCUCGCCCUGUGUAUUUAUACUGUACAUGUAGAGUCUAGAUUUAUAUACUGCAAUGUAAAAAUAUAUAUAUUUUACUUUUUUUAAAGACCAUGGAAAUUCCAAGUAGAUAAAACAUCGCCUCAUUUAUUUAAUGCCACUCGAAAUGUCUUCAACUUGUCUCCUGGUGGACGGCCGGGUAAGGCUUUUAGCUGCUCGCAUGCUCGUCUUUCCGCAUCUCCAUUGUCUGUUUACCUGUUGGUUAAACUAAUAAACUGGUUGGGACUCGGUUGGCAUGUGCUGCCGGCCCCAAAGGGAUUGUA